AUGUCCAACAGCAGCUCCAUCACCCACUUCCUCCUCCUGCCAUUUGCAGGCACACAGCAGCUGCAGCUGCUGCACUUCUGCCUCUUCCUGGCCAUCUACCUGGCUGCCCUCCUGGGCAACAGCCUCAUCAUCACCACCAUAGCCUGGCACCACCACCUGCACACCCCCAUGUACUUCUUCCUCAUGAACCUCGCCCUCAUUGACAUGGGCACCAUCUCCACCACUGUGCCCAAAUCCAUGGCCAAUUCCAUGUGGGACACCAGGGUCAUCUCUUACACAGGAUGUGUUCUCCAGCUCUUCUUCCUAAUAUUCCUUGUUGAUGCUGAGUUUUGUCUUCUCAUAGUCAUGUCCUACGACCGCUACAUUGCCAUCUGCAGACCCCUGCACUAUGAGACCAUCCUGGGCAGCAGAGCUUGUGCCCACAUGGCAGCAGCUGCCUGGGCCAGUGGCUUUCUCAAUGCUCUGUUGCACACAGCCAAUACAUUUUCCCUGCCCCUCUGCCAGGGCAAUGCUGUGCACCAGUUCUUCUGUGAGAUCCCUCAGAUCCUCAAGCUCUCCUGCUCCAGAACCUACCUCAGAGAAGCUGGACUUAUUGUGUUCAGUGUCUGUUUAUUCUUUGUCUUUGGCUGCAUUGUGUUCAUUGUGGUGUCCUAUGUGCAAAUCUUCAGGGCAGUGCUGAGGAUGCCCUCUCAGCAGGGACGCCACAAAGCCUUUGCCACCUGCCUCCCUCACCUGGCUGUGCUCUCCCUGUUUGUCAGCACUUGCAUGUUUGCCUACCUGAAGCCCCCCUCCAUCUCCUCCCCAUCCCUGGAUCUGGUGGUGUCAGUUCUGUACUCAGUGGUGCCUCCAGCAGUGAACCCUCUCAUCUACAGCCUGAGGAACCAGGAGCUGAAGGAUGCCCUGAGCAAGCUGCUCACUGGAUGCUUUCAGAAGCAGUAAACUGUUUCUCUUCUGCUGCAGGGCAGUUCUGGUGUCACUCAGUGCAGGCUCAGUCUGCUUCUCAGGUGUUUGCUGUUUGUGGUGGACUUUUAAUCCUGUUUCCUUCCCCUUUCUUGUUCCCUCUGUGUUGGCUUUUCUGACUGAGAGUCUAUGCAGGAGGAGCUCUGAUCCUUG
Molecule: messenger RNA, 1113 nt
Organism: Pogoniulus pusillus (Red-fronted tinkerbird)
Lineage: Eukaryota; Metazoa; Chordata; Aves; Piciformes; Lybiidae
Product: olfactory receptor 14J1-like
Exons: 2
Coding region: 1-939 (312 amino acids)
Biological process (GO): G protein-coupled receptor signaling pathway
Cellular component (GO): membrane
Molecular function (GO): G protein-coupled receptor activity; olfactory receptor activity; odorant binding
Source: RefSeq, a predicted model, not a curated record